Messenger RNA from Vicia villosa (hairy vetch), 477 nucleotides. RefSeq lists its product as uncharacterized. Bases 1 to 477 code for a protein of 158 amino acids. The transcript has a single exon. Lineage: Eukaryota; Viridiplantae; Streptophyta; Magnoliopsida; Fabales; Fabaceae. The record is from RefSeq and is a predicted model, not a curated record.
AUGCCUUUGGCGGUUUGCAAGAGGUUAAACUUAAGAGAACUUCAACCGACUAAAAUUUCCUUAAAAUUAGCUGAUAGAUAUAUCAAAUACCCUAUGGGUAUAUUAGAAGACAUACCAGUUAAAAUAGGUCAAUUGUACAUCCCAACCAAUUUCAUAGUAAUGGAUAUUAAAGAAGAUGACGAAAUCCCAAUUCUCCUAGGAAAACCAUUCUUAUCCACAGUCGGAGCCAUAAUAGAUGUUAAAAAGGGAAAACUAACCUUUGAAGUAGGAGAUGAAAAGAUAGAAUUCAUUCUUUCGAAAUUUCUAAUGGCACCAGUGAUAGGAGAUUCAAGAUAUGUAAUCGAUAUCAUUGACGAAUGUAUAAAUGAACUUGAAAGAGAUGAAUCUUUAAAUAAACUGCCUUCGACCCCCAUUUUAGAGGAUGACAGAUUCAAGAGAAUGGAACCCUACAUUGACGACAACCUCUAUGAAUGUUGA